Phoenix dactylifera (date palm) is the source of this 473-nucleotide messenger RNA. Lineage: Eukaryota; Viridiplantae; Streptophyta; Magnoliopsida; Arecales; Arecaceae. The record is from RefSeq and is a predicted model, not a curated record.
GCAGUCAGAAGACAAGGCAGAGAGAGAGAGAGAGAGAGAGUUUAAGGAUGGGAGCCAUCACGACCGCGGUGGUCGCCAUUGCGGCGGUGAUCCUAGGGUGGAUCACCAUCGAGAUCGCCUGCAAACCGUGCCUGGAGAAAGGCCGCAACGCCAUCGAUCGCGCCCUCGACCCCAAUUACGACCCCGAUUCCUCCAUCGUCCCAAUCCCGACCCCGACCCAGCCUCUCCUGGAUCCCAUUCCCCCACCUCCUCCCGCCGCCAAGGCUGUUUAGCGGAUCCACUGCUUAUUGUUCUUCUGGUAAGCAUUACAAUAUCAGUGCUCUCGGAUGAAAGACCCCCCUUUUCUUAUUCUUCUAUUUUUAUGGGCUUUUGGCUGAAGGUUUGUACUAUCGGAUUGAUGGAUCUUUGGUUUGCAUUUGUAUCCGAACAUAUUGUUUGAUGGAAUCAAUAUUGGAAGAUCCUUUUGCCCUGCA